AUGAAUAAUGGGUCUUCAAUAAUAAAUAUAGAAUAGCCUAUUAAUUAGUAUAAUAAUCCAAUCAUAACAAAAGUGAAUCAAAAAUUACUAAUAAAAAAUGAUAAUUUUGAAGUAUCAAUUAAAAUAAGAUUUAGCAAUAAUUUUAUUUUGAUUAUUUUAAACAGAAAGUAGCAUUCAUUACAUAUGAUGGCUUUAUUAAGAUUUAUGAUAUCAUUUAAACUAAGGAUGGUUAGAAACAUGUAUAUAAUUGUGAAAUUAAAGCGUAUAAUAAUUUUGAUUUUGAAGUCAUUAGGGAGCAAUCAAUUCUUUAUCAUGGCAAAGUCCUAAAAUGGAUAAUAUGAUUGCCACAUGUGGAGAAGAUUAGACCAUACAAAUACAUAAGGAAACUGGGAAGGUUUGGAGAUAAGUACAUACAAUAAAAGAGAAUUAAAAUCCUAAGAUAGUAAAAUGGAUAGAAAAUGAACUAAUAUUAGUAGUGGGUUAUUAUGAAGGAUAUUUUGAAAUAAGAUAAGGAGAGGAUUAUAAAUGUGUUCAUAAAUUUGAAAUGUUUAAUUAAUUGAUUGAUUUCGAUUUAUAAUUAAUGAAAUAAGAUGCCAUUUUAUUUUGUUGUGGAAGAAAUAGUAAUUCAUAAUUUAUAUUUUAAAUUGAAACAAUUAAAUUUAAUGAUUAGUAAAAAAUUGUGAAUAAAAAUAAACAUUCUGCAUUAUUACAAUCAUCUAUUUAUAAUUUGAAGAUAGCUCCUUAUAUGAAUAAUAAUGAAAUAAAGGUAGCAGGAUAGUAUUAGGAUAAAGCAGUUAUAAUCACUAUAGAAUAUAAUGAAGAAUUAGAUAAAAAUAUUGAAAAAUUUACAGACUAAUUUAUAUAAAUUGAUUCUGAUAGUUGGUAAUUUGAAUGGUCUACAUUUGGAAAUGAAUUAUAGAUAUAUACUCAAUAAGGAGUUAAAGUUUAUUAAUAAAAUAUUGAUGAUUAAUUUAUGAUUUUAUGA
Paramecium pentaurelia is the source of this 985-nucleotide messenger RNA. The record is from the annotation of a GenBank genome assembly. NCBI's taxonomy places the organism in Eukaryota, Ciliophora, Oligohymenophorea, Peniculida, Parameciidae.